AUGAGCCGCAAUGGCGAGCUUUGCCUCAAAAAGGUGAUAAUUUCUUAUUGCCCCAGCAACGGGGCCCCAAACACACGACAGUUUCUUGCCACUCACCUGCCCCACUUCCAUGCGAAGUACCCAAGCGUUAGCAUUGAUCUCCGGCCGCGUCUGUGGCCAGAGAUGGCCAUCACCGGAGUGUAUCGUGACGGAAGUGAGCGUAGUUACAACACAAAGAAUUUGAGCCCGAUGGGAAUAUUCCUACGACUGAACAAUCUUGUGAGCACCGCUAACGACUACGAUCAGCCUUUCUGUGCUUCGCAUUUGCACUUCCAGCGACGCUCUGUGCAGGGGACGUGGAAUCCGUGGUUGUGGAACUAUGAAACGGAGCGCCGCCGUACGGAGGCACCACAGUGGCGACGGAAGCUCUCGGAAAAGGAGUGGGACUAUUAUGUCGGGCAGUAUAGCGCUCAGAUGAAGCAGGAGGAGGAUGAAAUCCAACGCAGGGUUGCGGAUCGCACAUGCGUACAGGAGCAGAGCACACGAGAGGUGCAAGAACGUUGGAAACGACACGUGGUGCCCAGGAUGCAAACUGAUUUGGAGUUUAAUCUUUCCCACUUCAAGCGACAGCACGCCCGAGGGCAGCUUCAGCAACGUCCGGUGACAAUGGGUGAGUACCGUUUGUUCUCUGUUCCUGACCCACGAGAGCUCGGGCAGGAUGCUGUCGACACGAUGAGGAGAAGGGAAUCACAUAACAUGGAAGUUUGGUGGCGAAAACGAAAGGAACAAUUAAAGCCCCCCUAG
Molecule: messenger RNA, 783 nt
Organism: Trypanosoma brucei brucei TREU927
Lineage: Eukaryota; Euglenozoa; Kinetoplastea; Trypanosomatida; Trypanosomatidae
Exons: 1
Coding region: 1-783 (260 amino acids)
Biological process (GO): mitochondrial translation
Cellular component (GO): mitochondrial large ribosomal subunit
Molecular function (GO): structural constituent of ribosome
Source: RefSeq, a predicted model, not a curated record